Messenger RNA from Lachancea nothofagi CBS 11611, 735 nucleotides. Lineage: Eukaryota; Fungi; Ascomycota; Saccharomycetes; Saccharomycetales; Saccharomycetaceae. The record is from the annotation of a GenBank genome assembly.
AUGAAUAUAACUGACAGAAGACGUAUUUUAGGACCAUCAAAUGCCAAAUCCCUGACUUUUGAUAGGAGUGAUGCCUCGGUCCAAGAAGAUCAACCAAAAAACAUAUCUUCAGGCCCAAAAAACGACACUAUGUACAUUGAGAACGGGAUUGUUUGCAAUUCUAAUGGGUCCUCGUAUCUGGAGGUCAAGGACAGAGAUAAUGUGGAAAAGCGCACAUUGCUUUUGACUUCUGUCUACGGACCAAGACCAUCUCGAGGAGCGUUCAAUGCUAAGGCCUCAUUAAGUGUGCAGUUUAAGGAAGUCACACUAGAAAAAAUCCCAGCAGGAGAGCUCAGAGAAGUGUGCAAUUUUCUCACCAAUGUGUUCAAUGCAGUAAUAAUACUAGACCGGUACCCAAAAUCUGGAAUCGACAUUUUCCUCAGUCUCAUUCAUAGCUCUAAUGGGUCACAGGAUUACGACCUCGAAACUAUAAUAACCGCAUGCGUCAAUGGUAUCACUCUUGCGCUUAUAGAUGCUGGCAUUGAGAUUUUCGAUACUGUCAGCGCCGGUCUCUUCGAAAAGAACGUUACAGUUUUCAUGAAAAACGGAACUGAGAUAGCUGGGUUUUGGAAGGAUGACAACGGUUCUGUUGACGAAGACCUCUUGCAAGUUAUUGAGAAAUGCAGACAGCACUAUUCACAGAACCGUAAAACAAUAAUAGACUACGUGGUACGAAGCAGGAAUGGCCACAAAUAA